Messenger RNA from Abrus precatorius (Indian licorice), 1901 nucleotides. RefSeq names its product ACT domain-containing protein ACR8-like. The record is from RefSeq and is a predicted model, not a curated record. The transcript is spliced from 6 exons. Lineage: Eukaryota; Viridiplantae; Streptophyta; Magnoliopsida; Fabales; Fabaceae. The coding region runs from base 252 to 1577 and encodes 441 amino acids.
CGUGCUUUGCGCUCGAGCUUUGGGAGAAGGGAAACAGCAGAGAGACAGAGAGAGUCACUGUUCCACACUCACAGCGAAGACGACGUAAUUUGAGUCUGGCAUAGCGAUUUGGUCGAAGGGGUGGGGCAAAUAAAAAGCCACGCUUUCGGAUCACAUCUCAUUCGGUGUUUCUUUUGUGAUAUAGCAAUUCACAAGGACGUAGCGGUGCUUCUUUUUGGGGCUGCGGCGCUGUUUUUUCUUCCUAAGAGGCGAUGGAGUGGCCUGCUUGUACGGAUGAAUACGAAAAACUCAUAAUACGCAUGGGCACUCCCAGGGUUGCCAUUGACAAUGCGGUUUGCUCCACAGCGACUUUAGUCAAGGUUGAUAGCGCCAGAAGGCAUGGUAUUCUAUUGGAUGCCGUACAGGUGCUUACUGAUCUCAACCUUUCAAUUAAGAAGGCCUAUAUUUCCUCCGAUGGCAAGUGGUUCAUGGAUGUUUUCCAUGUCACUGAUCAAAACGGAAACAAGCUAACAGAUGAGAGCGUUUUGAAAUACAUUGAACAGUCACUUGGGAGCGUUCAAAAUGUAAGAACGAACAUUUCAAAUGGUGUCACUGUGCUGGAAUUAACUGGAACUGACCGGGUUGGCCUUCUAUCGGAAGUUUUUGCUGUUCUGGCUGAUCUUCAAUGCGAUGUGGUUGAGGCUAAGGUUUGGACUCACAAUGGCCGCAUUGCCUCGUUAAUCUAUGUAAAAGAUUGCAAUUCUGGGUCCAGUAUUGAGGACUCUCAGAAGAUUAAUAAGAUUGAAGUGCGCUUAAGAAAUGUUUUGAAGGGAGACAAUGACAUUAGGAGUGCUAAAACUUCUGUCUCCAUGGCUGUGAUGCACACUGAAAGAAGGCUGCAUCAAAUGAUGUUUGCCGACCGCGAUUAUGAGAGGACUCCCAUUCUCAAGUUUACUUCUGAUAACCCAUCAGUUACCGUUCAGAAUUGGGCUGAAAGGAGUUAUUCAGUUGUGAAUGUUCAGUGCAAGGACCGAAUGAAGCUAUUGUUUGAUGUUGUAUGUAAUUUGACAGAUAUGGAAUAUGUUGUGUUUCAUGCAACUAUUAACACUAAUGGCGACCGAGCGUACUUGGAGUUUUAUAUAAGACACAAGGAUGGCACACCAAUUAGUUCAGAACCAGAGCGUCAGCGGGUAAUUCAGUGCCUAAAAGCUGCUGUGGAGAGAAGGGCAUCUGAGGGGGUUCGAUUAGAGUUAUGCACGGAAGACAGGCAAGGGCUUCUUGCAGAAGUGAUGAGAACUUUCCGAGAAAAUGGACUGAAUGUGACAAGGGCUGAGAUAUCCACCGUAGGCAACACGGCUACAAAUGUGUUCUAUGUGACGGAUGCUAUUGGAAACCCAGCUGAUCCAAGAAUCAUCGAAUCUGUAAGGCAGAAGAUUGGAUUAAGCAAUUUGGAAGUGAAGGAGUUGCCGCUGAUAUAUCAAGAGGAGGCAGAGAGAGAGGAUCAAGCGGUUGGAGUUGGUGGAGCAGUGUUGUUGUCUAUAGGGAGCCUUGUGAGAAGGAAUUUGUACAACUUGGGACUAAUCAAAUCCUGUUCUUAAAGUGGAAAUAGGAAAUUUGGGAGUGAGAGUUCUAUGCAACUUUUGUAGCAUAAUAUUCUUUGCUUAAGAUUUGGGCUUUUGUGUACAUAAAAAGUUUAAGGGUGAAAUUCGGUGAUAGUAGGUCUUGUAGUUGGUUGGGUUGGGUUUGGUAGGUGAAAACGGAUAGUUACAUGUACAGCUGUAGGAGAUUGGGGGGUUGCCCCCACCAUUUUAAAUGCUCGUUUGAAUUAGGAGGAAUUGGUUAUUGCCGAAGACGUUGUUCACGUCGGUGGGAAGGUAGUGGGAUGAAUACAGAACUGGAUUCUUGGUGGCUGAAGACAAGUU